Boleophthalmus pectinirostris (great blue-spotted mudskipper) is the source of this 273-nucleotide messenger RNA. RefSeq names its product V-type proton ATPase subunit S1-like. The record is from RefSeq and is a predicted model, not a curated record. Bases 1 to 273 code for a protein of 90 amino acids. Gene Ontology annotation, cellular component: proton-transporting V-type ATPase complex. The transcript is spliced from 3 exons. Lineage: Eukaryota; Metazoa; Chordata; Actinopteri; Gobiiformes; Gobiidae.
AUGAGCAUUGAAGACUUCACCAUGUACGGAGGGGCGUUUGGAAACAAACAGGACAGUGUGUUUCCAAAUCUAGAGAGUGCUCUUCGGUCCUCCUCUUCUCCGCUGGUGCUGCCCGCUGUCUCGUGGCCGGCCUCAAAUGCAGUGAUCGCUCAAAUUCAAGAUCAUCUAGAAACCUCUCCUCUCUAUAUGGACCCAGAAACCCUGAGCCAACUGAGACUCAACGCCUCCUCUCCUGCUCUGCUCGUCUUCAGGCUACCCUACGGCAACGGAUAG